AGCACUCCGAACGUUAAUGCAACUAAACAUUCCACGUGUGAACAAAUAUGAUCAUGACGCCCUGAAUGCAUUUUAUUUAGAAUUGUUCUCCAAAAUAAAUAAUAUCUGAAUUUCCAUCAGGGCUUCAGGAAAUCAAUGUGUACCCAAACUGAGAAAAGCACCCAAAACCAAGCAAUUGUAUAAAGACUGACUGAAUCCAAUGAGCCAAUGAAAAUAUGAAUGUACAGCUAUUCCCUAGAAUAGUGGAAUUUCCUUGAUUUCUAGCUUGACAUCAAAUUGAUAAAAACGCUCAAGGAUAGUCUAGGAGCGUCAUUUGUAUCGUGUUAUUGAAUAAACUAUAUGAUUGAACCAAAGUUAUGAAUAAGUCGAACUCUGCAAUGAUGUUGGGGAGACUAUGAUGGAAAUAUCAACAAUUUCCACAGUUGCUGCAUCUAGUAACGAGGAAAUUAACAACAUAACUACACCAGAUACACGAUGGGGACUAGGGGAUCAGGAUAGAGACAACGAUUCACCGCUUUCUGGUUUAACGGAUUUGAUUACAAAAUUCGCAGCAGUAUUAAUAGGCAUAGCCGGUCUAUUCCUCGUCUUAGUACUGUUAAUAGUACCCUAUGAAGUUUGCUUUAAAAAGAAGAUUCAACAAUUCUUAAGACGUCACAAAUAUAAAGAUCGAGGACAGCGACAAUCUUCAGAUAACAAUACAAUCACUUGUGACGUAAGCCAGGAUGAAACAAACAUCGAUGGUGGAAGGAAUGGUGAUUUAGAUUCUCGCGGUGGUACAAAAAUAGAUGUUCGACCUGUACUAAAAUGAAACCAAAAACGAAUAGGAAGCAGGAGGGAUACAACAUCAUGAGAAAGACUUAGCAACACACAAGGCUAUCAGACAAAUGAUCGCUAAAUGUGGAAUACUCCCCAUACUCCAGUUCAUACGAAUUAGUGAGAUUGAAAAUGUGUAUAGAGUGACAUCUUUUAAAUGAUGGCUGCGCCUAUUACUGCUACGAUGCAAUGGAAUAGAAUGCAUAUAUGUGUGCAUGUUGAUGUGCG
Molecule: messenger RNA, 1041 nt
Organism: Owenia fusiformis
Lineage: Eukaryota; Metazoa; Annelida; Polychaeta; Sabellida; Oweniidae
Source: the annotation of a GenBank genome assembly